Molecule: messenger RNA, 846 nt
Organism: Cyphellophora attinorum
Lineage: Eukaryota; Fungi; Ascomycota; Eurotiomycetes; Chaetothyriales; Cyphellophoraceae
Exons: 1
Coding region: 1-846 (281 amino acids)
Source: RefSeq, a predicted model, not a curated record
AUGACCAGCAAAGAUGACACAGGCCUCGGCAAUCUUUGCGAAAAGGUAAAAGCCCUGAUACCAGAAGAGCUAGGAGAAGACUCAUGGUAUCUGCUCGUCGCCGCGAUUCUGGCCCAGUCGACCCAGCCGCAACUCCUGGCCACACUAUACCAACACCUCUCCACAAACCGAGAAGCCAACCUCCAGAUCUCACUUCGCUUCAGAGACAUCCUAUUGAAGCAAGUCACGCUCGUUGGUGCGCCGCAAGUGCUGUGUGCACUCAUUCCUCUCGCCAAGGUCGACUGCGUAGAUUAUGGUCACGACGAUCCUGCCUCGGCCACGAAGGCCAGCAAGCUCUCACCUGAAUGGACAGAUUUUACAGUUUCCGGUAUUCACGCUCGAGGCACGGGCACCAUCGAGUCGAUAUAUGGGCCGUUGUUGCCGAAGAUCUUCGACUCUUUCGGAGCUCACAGCAAGGACAUCGAGUUCAUGGAAAAGUUCACGGUCUACGGCUUGUAUCUGAGCGACUUCACGCAUCUCUCAGCGUUGGAAACGGAGCUGGUGGUCUUCACCACGAUCAUGUGUCUGGGGUUCAAAGGUCCUGCAACGUGGCACAUGAGGGGCAUGGGCAGACUGAUGGGCGCUCGAGGUACGGAUGAAACAACAAAAGUAAUGACUAGGAUCAAGGACAAUUUGAGGAACAUCAAGGUCGCAGCGAUGGAGGUUGUCGAAUGGCUAGGUCCUGAAAUGGUCAGCAGGAGCAGUCUCGAGGCUGAUCCGAGUGACUCGAGUGGUCGAGGUUGGCCGAACGUUGGCGACGUCGUCCGCAAUCUUUCUUCGUGGGGUGACGACGAGUUGCCGAGAUAG